CCCGGAAGGCAACGACGUUUUGGCGGCGUAGAGACAACGCAAACUCCCAUCUUUCUCGUUCUUCCGCUCCUACACAUCUUCCUUUUCGAGUAAAUCAGGGAUUUACGGCUGAAAUCCGUGAAAUCCAGGAUUAUCAGAUCCGCGCUUGGCAAGGUUUAUCACAAAUCUAGGUUAAAUACCGCUCUAAAUCCUUUACCAGACAGCCCCAUAAAUUUAUUUUCAUUUUCAUCUACUCAGCGGAAUUCACUCAGAACUCGAAAGAAUCCUCCUUUUUUCUCGGCUCAUAAUCUACGUAUCAAUCGUUUUCUGUCGCAACUUCGUCGCGUUUUCUAAUGGCGGACGACAGCAGCUUAUCCGCCGCCACUACGAAGACGGAGAAGAAGUCUUGGGCCGACGAGCAAUCUGAUGAGGAGGAGGAAGUCACUUCGCCUUCCGACCUGCCGCCCAGUGGCAGCAAGGAUGCGGAGCAGUCGGAGCUCAACAAGAUCGAGUCCCUCUCGAUAUCUGACGAUAAGGGCAAAGAGAAGGUUGACGAGAAGAAUGACGGCGAUGGGCUCCUGGACAACCCGGAGGAUUCAGAGAUCAAUGCUGUUACAUCUGGGGAUGCAGUCUAUUCAUCAGCUUUAAGUUUUGAAGAUCUGAAUCUGUCCAAGGAAUUGCUUAAGGGAAUAUAUACCGAGAUGAGAUUUCAGAGCCCUAGCAAGAUACAGGCCAUAAGCCUUCCAAUGAUCCUCACCCCACCGUAUAA
Molecule: messenger RNA, 748 nt
Organism: Phalaenopsis equestris
Lineage: Eukaryota; Viridiplantae; Streptophyta; Magnoliopsida; Asparagales; Orchidaceae
Product: DEAD-box ATP-dependent RNA helicase 38-like
Biological process (GO): cytoplasmic translational initiation
Cellular component (GO): cytoplasmic stress granule
Molecular function (GO): RNA helicase activity; translation initiation factor activity; ATP binding
Source: RefSeq, a predicted model, not a curated record